Molecule: messenger RNA, 943 nt
Organism: Carassius carassius (crucian carp)
Lineage: Eukaryota; Metazoa; Chordata; Actinopteri; Cypriniformes; Cyprinidae
Gene: mfap5
Product: microfibril associated protein 5
Exons: 7
Coding region: 146-526 (126 amino acids)
Biological process (GO): embryonic eye morphogenesis
Cellular component (GO): microfibril
Source: RefSeq, a predicted model, not a curated record
GAGAGACAGGCGGAGGGAUGAUGUUGGGAGGGAAGAGAAAGGGAGGGGAAAAGUAAAAGCCAAAGGAUUCUGAAAAACACAAGGAGCAGCAGAGGAUUGGAAAUUCGCCCUGAGCUGUGAUCGGACCCCGUGAAGACCCUGAAAGAUGGGCAGCUAUCCAGUCUCUGUGCUGUUAUGCUGUUGUUUCUUUGUACUUGUUACUGAUCAGGCACAGCAAACUGAAAUCCAUGACAUUGAUGCCAGUGUUUUGCCACCGCCAGACUGCAGAGAGGAAACAUACCCCUGCACCAGGAUGUACUCUGUUCAUCGACCGAUAAAGAGAUGCAUCCAAUCACUCUGUGUCUACAGUCUUCCAAGAGUCUAUGUGAUCAACAAAGAAAUCUGUGUGAGAACCGUGUGCCAGCAAGACGAGAUCCUGAUGGCUGAACUCUGUAGAGAGAAAUCUGGUUGGCCAAAACGCCAAAAGAGGACAACUAUGAGUCGCUGUCGCCAUGCCAAACCAAAUACCUGGGCAAACAGGGCCUAAAGUCAGAUGGAUGACAAAGGGAGAGAGAAAAAGAAGAGAUUUCCGGUUUCAACAAAUACCACUAUAAAUCAGAAUAAUGAAUCUCAAAAUGUAAACUUGUUACAUUCCUAAAACAAACCGAAACUGUGGUCCAGUGACCUUCACAGAUAUUACUGUUCAAUAAUCACUUUUUAUCAUUUUAACGCUUGUGCUUGAAUAAGCUUGGUUGACUGUCUCAGUGUUUUUAAAGACUGUAUUUUAAUAGGAUAAACAAAGGGCAUGACAAUGCACAGCUCUGGUGCUGAAUGUUAAAGUAGCUCACUCUAUAACCACUAUUUGCUUCAUAUUCUUCUAUUAUACUGUAUGUCCACACCAACCACUGUAAGUAAAACACAAAAUCCACAAUAGCAAAUAAAUGUUUAUAUUUUCACUCUCAAA